Molecule: messenger RNA, 1899 nt
Organism: Debaryomyces hansenii CBS767
Lineage: Eukaryota; Fungi; Ascomycota; Pichiomycetes; Serinales; Debaryomycetaceae
Gene: RGD1
Product: Rgd1p
Exons: 1
Coding region: 1-1899 (632 amino acids)
Biological process (GO): signal transduction; regulation of GTPase activity
Cellular component (GO): cytoplasm
Source: RefSeq, a predicted model, not a curated record
AUGAGUACAAAUGCUGAAUCAUCUACAUUGUUAGAUCAAGAUAGAAUACAGAAUUUUCUCAAUAGCGAUGGAAGCUUAGACGUAUUGUUAAAUAGACUCAAACAAAGUAUAACUACAGGAGAGGAAUUCUCCAAGUUUGUUAAAAAGAAGGCAUUAAUCGAAGAUGAACAUUACAAUCAAUUAAAGAAAUUUGCCUCUCAUACAAGAACUACUAUGAAGAGUUCAGCUAAAUUAAAAAAUGACUCUUUCAGUAAUAAAUUGGACUCAAUUAUUGAAUUUGACGAGAAAUUAUUUAACGUGGGUAGUUCAUAUGUUAAGGCGUUGAAUGUUAUGUAUGAUGAAUUGACAUCGUUAGUUGGCACAGUUUCGAGAUCAAGAAAGACUAUAAAGGAAGAAAGUAAGAGAAAAGAAAAGGAAUGUCUGGACGCCAUAAUGACAGCUGAAAAGGCAAAACAAAAAUACUUUCAUCUCUGCGAUGAUUUGGAAAAGUUGAAAGCAUCUGAUCCAAAUAAGAAGUCUUUUUCAUUGAAGAACAAAUCAGCAGAGCAACAGGAAGACGAUUUACAAAGAAAAGUGGAUGCUUCUGAUCAAGAUUAUAAGCUGAGAGUUACAACUUGUAAAAAGUUAAAGGAUGAAAUUUUGAUGAUGCAUAGACCAGCCAGUUCGAAGAAGUUAAAGAACUUAAUUUUGGAAAUGGAUAUUGCUAUGAAUGUUCAAUUGCAAAAGUAUGCAACAUGGAAUGAGAAUUUGAUUAUGAAUUCAGGUGUUCUAAUUUCACCUUUGAGACAAGAAGGUUCGUCGAAAACUUCUAUGAAAGCAUUGGCAUCUUCUAUCGAUAACGAAAAAGACUUAUAUAAUUAUUUGAUCAAGUAUGAAAAGCUGCCAUCAAAUAAGUCACUUGUCCCAGUUGAAUACAGAGUGCAUCCGUCGAUAGCCAAAACCCAGAAGCCUAGCAAGCCCUUCUUGAAUAACAGCAGUAGUACCAAUAAUACAAAUGUUGCUCCUGGUUUUAAUAAUUCUAGCAGCAACCGUGGCGAGAGCAUAACAAACAAUACCAAAGCGAUAAACAAUGCUAAUAUGUCCAAUAAUACUACCAAUUCAUCCUUUUCAGCACCAUCAAAUAAAAACGCACAAGCAUCUAAGCUUAAUUCUGAUUCACAUGAGCACGCCGAUAAUGAGCCAGGCAACCAAACAUACAGUUCAUUGGACCCAGCAAGCAGUCCUAACACUCCUGAUUUGAAUGGUCCAAGAUCAUUAAGUUCACAAUUAAAUCAAGCAACACAACCAACAUUUGGUGCUUCAAUCGAAAAUGUAAUUCAAUUUGCAGGCAUUGAUAAUGUUCCAUUGGUAGUCAAAAAAUGUAUUGAAGUAAUCGAGAAUUACGGCAUGGACAUCGAGGGGAUAUAUAGAAAGAGUGGUAAUGUUACUACAGUCCAAAAUUUGAAAGAUUCUAUUGAUCAAAAAUUUACUAAUUAUUUGUUGAUAGGUAAUAAUAUCGAUCCAAAUAAUGUAUUGGAUGCUGACAUAUAUUGCAUUGCAUCAUUAUUAAAGUGUUAUUUUACUAGUUUGCCAGAGCCAUUAUUGACUAAAGAAUAUUAUCAGUCGUUUAUUGAAACGGUCAAAUCCUUGGAUGAAACCUAUAUCGCCAAAAAAUUACAUCAUUUAGUUUUCAAUUUACCUGAUGGUGCUUAUUUUACAUUAAGAGCUUUGAUAUUCCAUUUAAAUAAAGUUGCAGCUGAUGAAGCUCCAAAUAGAAUGACAACCAAGAGUUUAGCCAUAAUAUGGGGACCGGCAUUGUUGAAUGAUAAUUCAAUGAGCCCUCAAGAUUUAAGUUAUAAAAGUAAAGUUAUUGAAGAGUUGAUGCUUAUUGCUAAUGAAAUUUUUGAUACCGAUGAUUAA